UGUAUCGCAGUGUGUGUUUUGCGCUCAGAUUGAAGAUGAUGGAAGCGUCCGUAUGUUUCCUCCUGCUGCUCAGCCUCGCCCUCCAACCCUCUGAUGCUGCUGGACCAGGCAGCUGUGUGGGCCGCUGUGGGGAGGUGUUCACCAGAGGCCAGCAGUGUUCCUGUGACUUCAGCUGCCUCAGACACAACGAGUGCUGCCAGGACUUCCAGGCUGCCUGCACCACAGAUCAGUCCUGUGAGGGUCGCUGUGGGGAGACGUUCAGCCGCGGCCGGGUGUGUGAGUGUGAUGCACAGUGCAGCCAGUAUAGCACCUGUUGUCAUGACUACCAGCUACACUGCGAUGCCGGUGUCUCAGGCUCUCUCUCCAGGACGGCACAGCCUCUGAGAGCUGCUGCGACAGGAAAUCGGAGACCAGGCAGGGGGUGGGGAGACUCCAACAGUGAGAGUGAGGAAUGGUACUCAGCGAGGGGCCCCUGCUCCCGGUACCCCAGGGGUCAGUGUCCGGGGUCCAUCAGACAGCUGACUGCCAGCUCCUCUGGGCGAGCUCCUGCUGCACCGACCAAUCAACCACAACAGGGACUCCUUGCUGAUGGGACCCUCUGCAGUGAUUCUCCCAUCGAUGGACUGACAGCUCUCAGCAAUGGGACCGUUCUGAUAUUCAAAGGUGAGCUGCUGUGGUCAGUGGACCCCGUCAGCCGCUCAGUGGGGGGUCCUCAGAGGAUCACACACACUCUGGGUGUGUCCUCUCCCAUCGACACAGUGUUCACACGCUGCAACUGCCACGCACACACCUACAUCAUCAAGGGGGAUCAGUUCUGGCGUCUGGAUGGGAACAUGGUGAUGGAGCCAGGUUACCCCCGACCUCUGACCUCUGAGUUCCCCGGGCUGACAGGAAGUAUCCGCGCUGCGCUGGCAGUCCCCGCCACCAGGAGCUCACCGGAGAGUGUGUACUUCUUUAAGAGCGGAGACAUCAUGCAGAGGUUCAGUUUCCCAGCAGGCAGUGCGCCCUCCUGCAGCAACACCCCCAGCACCGCCCCGAAGACACGCUUCACUCUCCAGGCCGGUCUUCUGGGGGCAGAGGUCAACAUCAGAGUGUCUCUGAAGGGGUUCCCCUCCCCCGUCACCUCCGCCCUGUCCCAGCCCCGCCCUCAGAGGGGGGGGCUGUUCGAGCACUACGUCUUCUCUGGACCUCUGUUCUUCAGCGUCCACAUCUCAGGUGACCUGCUGGUGCUGACCGCACCUCCGGCCCCCGCAGCCCCGGCCCCCCCGCCAAUCCUCAGCCCUGUUGUGUACAGCGACUUCGCCAACAUGGCCGCUCAGAAUGCUAACACCCCCCCCCCCAGCUAACUCCAUCAGAGUGUGGCUGCGCUGUCCCUAACGUCCUCACGUCCUGCUCUGGUAUUAUAACCACAAUAUUUUCAAAGCACUAAAUGUAUCAUGUACUAUUAUUGCAGUACAUUCAUAUCAUGAUUUCAAUUCCCAGAAGUGGUAACUAUAAUGUUCUAAUGUAACUAAUAUUCCUUACAAAUUUGAAUAGCUGCGUCAUUCUUUAAAACGUUCCACUGAUUACAAACAACACAUCACUGCUUAU
Messenger RNA from Gymnodraco acuticeps, 1590 nucleotides. Its product is annotated as proteoglycan 4-like. The transcript has 12 exons. The coding region runs from base 36 to 1346 and encodes 436 amino acids. Gene Ontology annotation, molecular function: polysaccharide binding; scavenger receptor activity. Lineage: Eukaryota; Metazoa; Chordata; Actinopteri; Perciformes; Bathydraconidae. The record is from RefSeq and is a predicted model, not a curated record. Gene Ontology annotation, biological process: immune response.